AUGAUGAGGAUGAUGGAGGAUGAGGAUGAUGAUGAGGAUGAUGAUGAGGAUGAUGAUGUCGAUGACGAUGAGGGUGAUGAUGAGGAUGAUGAUGAGUAUGAUAUUGAGGCCGAUGAUGAGGAUGUUGAUGAGGAUGUGGAUGAUGAAGUUGAUGAGGAUGAUGAUGAGGAUGAUGAUGAGGAUGAUGAUGAGGAUAAUGAUGAGGAUGAUGAUGAGGAUGAUGAUUACGAUGUCCAUGAGGGUGAUCAUGAGGAUGAUGAUGAGGAUGAUGAUGAAUAUGAUGAUGAGGCUGAUGAUGAGGAUGAUGAUAAGGAUGAUGAUGAGGAUGAUGAUGAGGAUGACGAUGUGGAUGAUGAUGAGGAUGAUGAUGAUGAUGAUGCUGAGGAUGAUGAUGCUGAUGAGGAUGAUGAUGAGGAUGAUGAUGAGGAUGAUGAUGUGGAUGUUGAUAAGGAUGAAGAUGAGGAUGAUUUUGAAGAUGAAGAUCAGGAUGAUGACGAGGAUGAUGAUCAUGAUGAUGAUGAUGUGGAUGAUGGUGACGAUGAUGAGGAUGAUGAUGAUGAGGAUGAUGAUGAGGAUGAUGAUGAUGAGGAUGAUGACGAGGACGAUGAUGAUGAUGAUAAUUAUGAUGAUGCGGAUGAUGAUGAGCAUGAUGAUGAGUCUGACGAUGAGGAUGAUGAUGAGGAUGAUGAUGAGGAUGAUAAUGAGGAUGAUGAUGAGGAUGAUGUUGAGGAUGAUGAUGACGAUGACGAUGAGGUUGAUGUUGAGGAUAAGGAUGAGUAUGAUGAUGAGGAUGAUGAUGAGUAUGACGAUGAGUGUGAUGAUGAGGAUGAUGAUGAGGUUGAUGAUGAGGAUGAUGAUGAGGAUGAUGAUGAGGAUGAUGAAGAGGAUGAGGAUGAGGAUGAUGAUGAGGAUGAUGAUGAUGAGGAUGCUGAUGAGGAUGCUGAUGAGGAUGAUGAUGAGGAUGCUGAUGAGCACGAUGACGAGGCCGAUGAUGAUGAUAAGCAUGAUGAUGAAGAUGAGGAUGUUGAUGAGGAUGAUGAUGAGUCUGAAGGUGAGGAUGAUGAUGAGGAUGAUGACGAGGUUGUUGAUGAGGAUGAGGAUGAGUAUGAUGAUGAGGAUGAUGAUGUCUACGACGAUGUUUGUGAUGAUGAGUAUGAUGAUGAGGAUAAUGAUGUCGAGGAUGAUGAGGAUGAUGAUGAUGAGGAUGAUGAUGAGGAUGAUGAUGAUGAGGAUGAUGUCGAGGACGAUGAGGAGAAUGAUGAUGAGGGAGAUGAUGAGGAUGAUGAUGUGUAUGAUGUUGAGGAUGAUGAUGAAGAUGAAGAUGAGGUUGAUGAUGAGGAUGAAGAUGAGUACGAUGAUGAGGAUGAUGAUGAUGAUGAGGAUCAUGAUCAGAAUGAGGAUGAGGAUGAUGAUGAGGUUGAUGAUCAGGGUGAUGGUGAUAAUGACAAUGAGGAUGAUGAUGUUGAAGAUGAUGAUGACGAGGAUGAUGAUGAUGAUGAUGAUGUGGAUGAUGAUGAGGAUGAUGAUGAGGAUGAUGAUGGUGAUGAUGGUGACGCUGAUGAGGAUGAUGAUGAUGAGGAUGAUGAGGAUGAUGAUGAGUCUCACGAUGAGGAUGAUGAUGAGGAUGAUGAUGACGAUGAUGAUGAGGAUGAUGAUGAGGAUGACGAUGAAGUUGAUGAUGAGGAUGAAGAUGAGUAUGAUGAUGAGUAUGAUGAUGUCUACAACGAUGAUUGUGAUGAUGAGAAUGAUGAUGAGGAUAAUGAUGACGAGGAAGAUGAUGAUUAG
This is a messenger RNA of Echinostoma caproni, 1785 nucleotides long. The record is from the annotation of a GenBank genome assembly. NCBI's taxonomy places the organism in Eukaryota, Metazoa, Platyhelminthes, Trematoda, Plagiorchiida, Echinostomatidae.